AUGGAUCUAGUGCCGUUCACAGCGGCCACGGGCAACAACAAUGAUGGUGGUAUUGGUGGUAGACAGGAGCAGGAGGCCAACCAGUAUUUCUUGCAAUUGUUGCAGGAAAACAAUCAGGUCAAUGUCUUCCUGAAUGACCCCCGCAUCCAAAGUGCGUUGGAGCUUCGAGCAGAACAAAGACACCGCUUUGCAUUGGACAACGUGUACGCCGAAGCCAACGCCUAUAUUGCUCAUCUAGAGGCAACAGCAGAUGCGAACCAUCGUCAGCAGCUGGCAUUCGUGAGCCAAUCAACACACCUACUGCUGGGACAACUUCACAAUGAAGUCAGAGUGCUAGAGACAAUCGCCCGUGCAGAACAACGCACAGCGAAUGAGCUGCAGGCACAGCUGGCACGCACACAAAGGGAAAGUCAUGAUGAACGGUCGUUGGCUAUGCAGUUUGAUGCACAUCGAUCCGAGCUGGAAGCAGCAGCACGCACGCUCACUGCCGAAAACAGACAGCACGAGCACCGUUUCGCGGAAAUGCGCGCAUCCUUCGACGAAAACCACAGCGAACUUAUAGCCUUUUUGGGUUCGGAGUUUGAGGAAAAGCUUCAGUGGGAGGAAAACGAAUUCCAGUAUAGGCUUACCUCUGAGGAACAGCAGUACGACAACUUGGUUGACGACCUGCAGGAUCGAAAUGCUGAGCUCAUAGCUGAGGUCAACUCCCUAAGGACUGUCUUGUCGACAGCGCAAAGUAGCCCACCGCAAGGUGGUGCCAUGCCGGUGAAAGUUGACAAGCCGUGCUACGCUUUCCAGCGGGGCAAAUGCCCACGAGGUGACAAGAAAGGUGGAGGUAAAGGCGGUAAAGGCGGGGAUAAGAAGGACACCUCCAAGAUCCCAUGCAUCUUUUAUCCCAAAGGCACUUGCAAGAACGGGAAGAAUUGCCCGUUUAUGCAUAAGGACGCCAGCCCGUCUGUCCCGGCCAAGGGUGACAAGUCCGGCAAGGACGGCAAACGAUCGCCUUCCGGCAAGCGCAGGCGACCUAGCAAAAAGAGGGCAAAGAGCGAGGAGAAGACAGCAGCCUGUUGCCUCUCCAUUGCAGCCACCCUCACGGGUGAGCCCUCGCCCAGUGCUGGGAAAUCCUACGCAGUAGCAGCCCGCAAGGGCCAUGCCGUGAAGUCUGGGAUCAAAAAGGUCCAAUUCCUGAGGCCAGAGAUCAUCGACAUUCCGCUCGAGGGUGAAGGUUGGAGGUUCGUCACAGAGAAGCGCAAGUACGAAUUCAGGUACAAGUCGGCGGACCGUUGCCCACCAUCUAUCCCGGAGGACACUGAAGAAGCCUUGCAGAACGCCCGUCACUUGGAAUCGGCAGUGAACGGGACCAUUGAUGGCAUGCUUAGCGGCAAAGUCUUCAGUCCAGCUGGCGCGGCAGAAGAUCCCAGCGAAAAGAUGGCAAAUUGCAUUCCUCCCAUUCCUGGGGUGGAAACAAGACAACUGCUAAAGGCAGGUUGGACGGUCAUCAAUGGCAGCCCCGAUGACGUGUGGUCUUUGUUGGAGGAUUCGGUCAACAUUGAUGAAUUCGACGGAAUCUAUGGGGAAGCGCAAGCCGACAGCGAUGUCGAGCCAUACACUAUGCCAACGUCUAAGAAGGAUGAUUGGUGGGAUGGCGAAACCUACUUCGACCUCGCAGGGGGGUACCAGAAGUUCAACAAAAAGCAAAAGCAGCUCCUACAUCAAUCAAAGUUCCUCUUGCCUACGGCUCAGUUGAAGCUCCCAGCUCAGAAGGCAAUGGUUUGUUUGAAGUUAUGUGUUGGUUCCCCUCUCGAUGAGGGGGGUAGGCUUAACAAACCGCGUUCUCGUUUCGAAAAUGAUUCGUUUGCGCGCACAUCGCUCGAGUGCACAAACACACAACAAACUGCAAGCCUUGACCGUGAAAUCAUGGCUCCCUUUAUGUGCACGACUGCCAUUGCAACUUUAGCUGGCUCUGAUCUUCCUGACUUGCCCGAAGCGACUUCCACGAUCCUCAAGAUGGCAGCCGUCGUCGUGAGUGAUGAGUUCGGCAGGGUCAACACUGCCGAAGCAGACAGGACUGGGGUAACCAAGGCCAUGAAGACACUUCUCCAAUCCGCCGCCCUCAACAACGAUAUCAUUUCUCUCGGCGCAGAUCACGAAUACGCUAUGUUGGAGUCGGCGUACUCCUGCGUGUCUACGCAAUGCGCGGCCGGGGUGUCAUUGACACAUGCUGAUGCAACCUGUGCUGCGCUGCGCCAGAUGGCUGACCUCAGUGACGAGGGACUCGCCAAGUUGAAGCCAACCGCAAGGUUGAGCCCCAAGGCCAAGCGAGCCAUCGUAGUCGUCUCAGACAGCUCCACCGCAAAGGGGAGUGUUUGUCAAGACCGACUUGGAUGCGGAAGUGAACAUCGCAAGCAUGUCGAGGAACACAUCAAAGAGCUUCGCGCCAACUUUCCGGACCACAUCAUCGACGUGAUCUGUUGGUGGUGUGGAAACGAGAUCUCCGGCCAGUGGGGCUGCAUCCCCACACGGCUUGGACCGGGACUCGCAUACAGAGAUCCCAAUGUCACAACGGAGACCGUUGCAAGGAAGGUCAGGCGGGCCGCAGAUGUUUUAGCCGCCCUCGCGGGCGAGCCGGACAUUGGUUUCGUGAAGGUGAUUGGGCAAGUGGAGGCGGACUUGUUCCAACUCCACUCGGCGUACAACGACUUCAAUGCCGCCAUGUUUGAGGAAUUCCGCCAGCGGAAUCUCCAGGUGCAAUCGGCGAGCUCCCUAGUGGAGAAGUUGGAGAUGUACGACUCCUUCCACGCCAGUGAAGAUCCUCGAAACCGCGGGUUGUUUCAGGCCUACUUGCAUGCGACUUUCAACGCCAGCAGGAGCGAAUGGAUUGCCCAGAAAAUGGCACCAUGUGUCAAGGCCCUGAUUACCCGCUAUGAGCAUUUCGAGACUGGAACCGGGGCCAACAACCCGGUGCUUCAGGACGUCUUCAAGCAGUGGCGCGAGGAGAGAGACCAGCUCUUGAACCCGAAGCAGGCGAAGCCGAUGCCGGUUACCCAGGAGGACAAGAUGUGGGAAGCCCCUGAUGCCGCUGAUGCGAAUGACAUCAGCAAGAUCGCCGCCGGGCCACCCAUGGAUAAAGCCAUCCGCAAGGAUGUGCCAAGGUUCGGUGCAACCACUGAUGUGAGUGCUGUUGCGGAGUGCGUCAACGACAUUGUCACCCAAGACGCAGAUGGUAAGGUAUCCUACAGUGUCCCCGGCACAGUGGAGUUGGUUGAUGAGGGUGACAAAGUCGACCCCAUCCCAUCAUCGAUGGGCAGAGUCAUGGAGCCCGCGGCACCCAAGAAGACCAAGAAGUCUGACCGCGAUGAGGACGCCGUGCGAAGGCUCAUGUUCGUUGAUGAAAGCGCCCCGCAAGAGGCUGCCACUGUGCCAGAGAAGCUUCCGAAUGAAUACUUCUACAAUGGUGCGAAGCACUUGAUGAAGCCAUUCAACCCGGAGGACAUUGUGGGCGACAAGCACGUCUUCAACACCGCUCGGGACGCACGUUGGGGUGUGAGGCAGCUGCUACACGCAGCGAAAGCCAACAACAAGGGGAGGAUCAGGCUACUGGGCAUCGAUGUCCCCAUGAAGGACACUCUGGGCCAGCCGUUAUUCCCUGUGCGUGUGAGAAUGGCCCAAGGGCACAAUCAAAAGCUCAUCGGCAAUAACCCGGACGCCGACUUCUUCCUGGCGACCCGGUUCUACAGUGGAUUGUCCCAGGACGAUGCCGAACUGCAAAGCAGCGUGAAGGGGGUUACCGUACUCUCCCGCGAGGACACGCCCGCCAAGCUCUAUCACCGAACGAAUGAGCGAGGCAUGAAGGGCAUCCUUCGCGACGGCAUGAUCGCUGGCUCCGCCCGAUCAGACAGAUCCCACAACUAUCUGUCGCCGUAUCGCCUGGAUGAUACCAACUGCAAAAGUGGUAUGCGAUCCAAUCAGCCCAUCGAGCUGGCCAUCGACACGCAGCGCGCAAUCGCCGCUGGAUGUGUAUUCUUCGUCACGGAAACCGAUGGCGUUCUCACUCGCGACAUCCUGUCCGCCGUCGACACCAGCAAGAAGAACCUCCCUCUCUAUGUCGCCGAAAACAAGGAAGCCACCCGCGAGGGUGAGCCAGUCCAUGUUUUCCGUGCCAAGCGCGACUACGAGGAGGCUGCAGCAAGCUCGUCAUCGGCACCGCCUCCAAAGCAGGCGGCUAUCGCUCCCAAAGCGACUGCUUCAAAGAAGAUGCCGAAGGUGGCUCCCAAGCCCACCGCCGUUGCCAAAAAGGACGACGACAUGGACUUGGAUGAAGCCACCCGCAAGGGUAAGCCUGCUGAUGCUGAUGUUUUCGCUCCCGAUGUCGAGGCUAAGGCCGAGGAGGAGGAGGGCGACACGACGGACGCGGGUGAAGAUGAGCCAUACCCACGUGGCUCGCAUCCAUGCAGGGAGUGCGCAGCAGUCGUUGCCAAUGGUAUGCUGUUCUGCCUCCGCUGCAAGGCUCCCCAGUUCCGCAAAGGUCACAAAGCGAGUCUUCGAAAACUCGAGGCUCCGCCAGCGCCUUCUCGCGCAACCGGAGCCCAGAAGCCCAUUGAGGACCUCCUUGCGAGCGAUCUUCGUGGCCUUGGUGACGGACCAAAGAAGCGCGGCCAAAUGAGUGCAGAGGCGGCUGUGAUCCGUGAUGCCAAAGACCGAAGGCAGAGAGCAUUCAAGCUGAACUUCGAGUCGUUGUCCUAUCGCUUCGAGCAUGACAACCAGUUCAGCAUGAGGAUGAUGCAGGAGGGCCGCAGCAUUGAGGACAUGCAAAAGUUCGACCACCUGGCGAAUGCUGUGCUCCCGGAUCCCGGACGCAGCGAGGAGCAGCGGUACUUGCGUGCCGGUUCCCAUUAUGGUGGUGGCAAUGUCCCACCUGCGAAGCUCGUCUAUUAUGCCCACUGCGAAGUGGAGCCGUUGCGGAGUCUGCGAUUCAUCGAUGAAACAGCGGACGUCCCCAUCGGCUUGACCUACAUGGGUGCAUUCCUCCCUCCGCGACUCUUUGCUGAGGUGGCUGCAGUGAAUGAUGCUGCGAAGCGGAUCCUGACCUUCGACGGUGAGGUCUAUCUGUCGGCGACCACUACUGAAGGCAUCACAACUGAGAUCGGCCAAAUCAUUUCCGAUAGCCUCCGUAGCGCCCGGGAUCAAACCCACCAAACGGAACGUUUGGCAGAGCGCAACCGUCAGGCUGCAGCCCAGAAUCGCCCAUCCCAAAAGGGACGUGGUCGUGCUGCGGACCCUGAGCCAAUGUACAGAGGCUACACUCAGGCCCAGUGGGAUGAGUCUUACCGCCAGCGCCGUGGAGGAUACACUCAGGCCGAGUGGGAUGCAUGGACCGCACCCAUAGGCGUUGAGUCCUCGAUUUUGAUUUGCUUCGGGCCGGUCCUCCACCAAAGCAACUUCGACACGCAACGCGCGGCCUUCGACGCGGCCUACGAUGAGGAGACGGACUCAGGGUAG
Molecule: messenger RNA, 5499 nt
Organism: Symbiodinium sp. CCMP2592
Lineage: Eukaryota; Dinophyceae; Suessiales; Symbiodiniaceae
Source: the annotation of a GenBank genome assembly